Molecule: messenger RNA, 2167 nt
Organism: Tarenaya hassleriana
Lineage: Eukaryota; Viridiplantae; Streptophyta; Magnoliopsida; Brassicales; Cleomaceae
Product: probable serine/threonine-protein kinase WNK6
Exons: 8
Coding region: 253-2037 (594 amino acids)
Biological process (GO): protein phosphorylation; intracellular signal transduction
Cellular component (GO): cytoplasm
Molecular function (GO): protein serine/threonine kinase activity; ATP binding
Source: RefSeq, a predicted model, not a curated record
AUGAAAGGGAGGAGAGAGAGAGAGAAAAUCGAGUGAAAAAUCUCGAGGUGGUGAUUCGCGAUUCGCUUGAACGACACUUGUUCGAUUUUCCCCUGUCUCCCCUCUGGUCGAUCGAGAAUUUCACGAAAUUAGGGUUUCAGAUUUGUCGUCCCCAAUUGUUCGUUCCUAUCUUCCCAGCUCUCGCGUAGGCGGAGAAACCAGAACAAGGCCCAGUUGUUUUUGGUGUAAGCUUGAAGGUGAAGGUAGUAAAACAUGGAUGGCUCAGAGGAUUCUUCUGCACUGCAAGAGCCUCCUGACCCCGAGAUUCUCGAAGUCGAUCCGACUUGUCGGUACAUACGGUACAAAGAGGUGAUCGGAAAAGGCGCAUUCAAGACAGUGUAUAAGGCAUUCGAUGAAGUGGAUGGCAUCGAAGUCGCGUGGAAUCAAGUACGGAUUGACGAUGUUCUGCAGUCACCAGAUGACCUAGAGAGGCUAUAUUCCGAAGUUCGUCUUUUGAAAUCGUUGAAGCACAAUAACAUUAUAAGGUUCUAUAACUCGUGGAUCGAUGAUAAGAACAAGACAGUUAACAUAAUUACCGAGUUAUUCACUUCGGGAAGCCUCCGACAGUACCGUAAGAAACACAAAAAGGUGAAUAUGAAGGCGGUGAAGUGUUGGGCGAGACAGAUUUUAACAGGUUUGAAAUAUCUUCACAGUCAAGAGCCACCAAUUAUACAUCGGGAUCUCAAAUGUGAUAACAUUUUCAUCAACGGUAACCACGGAGAAGUAAAAAUCGGGGAUCUUGGUUUAGCCACUGUCAUGGAGCAACCUAACGCCAAAAGCGUUAUCGGAACCCCGGAGUUUAUGGCGCCAGAGCUUUACGAUGAGAAUUACAACGAGCUCGCUGAUAUUUAUUCGUUCGGGAUGUGCAUGUUGGAGAUGGUUACCUUCGAGUACCCUUAUAGUGAAUGCCGAAACUCUGCUCAGAUAUACAAGAAAGUUUCAUCGGGGAUAAAACCGGCUUCGCUCUCUAGGAUCAAAGAUGUGAUAGUGAAACAGUUUAUCGAGAAGUGCUUGUUGCCCGCAUCCGAAAGAUUAUCGGCGAAGGAGCUUCUGAUGGAUCCCUUUCUUCAUGUGAGCGGUUUAACGAUGAAUAACCCACUGCUACUUCCCGACAUCGUGAUGCCAAAGGAAGGAGCGUUCGGAGAUCGUUGUCUAAUGUCCGAAGGACCUCCUUCAGCGCGAAAUCGACCUUCUUCUAUGGAUCUUGACGAUGAUAGUAACCUUCCCAUUGUUAAUUCAAGCGACAAUUCGGGAUCGAGGUGCGUCGAAGUUAGACGGGCAAAGCGUGGAAACUUCUUCGUCCUUAAAGGCGAAGAAAAUGACGAGCAUUCGGUUUCACUAAUUCUUCGUAUAGUCGACGAGAACGGACGAGUGAGGAACAUCCAUUUCCUGUUCUAUCAGGACGGCGACACAGCGUCAAAAGUAUCGAGCGAGAUGGUCGAGCAGCUCGAACUCACUGACCAGAACGUAACGUUCAUAGCCGAACUCAUCGACAUACUCCUCGUUAACCUAAUCCCGAGUUGGAAAACCGAUGUCCCGAUCGAUCAUCUCGUUCCGUUGCACCGGAGCCAGAACUUGAGAGCUAAUCAGAACGGUACCCAGCCGCCGCCGACCCAGAAACCCGACGAGACCACGUUCCACAACGCUUGCGACUCGAUCAGUCACUCAUGGUCCUCGGGUUGCCCGCAUUUCGGGGACCCGAACAACUCGAGCACGGCGGCGGCGGGUGAAGACCACGAACUGGAGUCGGUUUAUGCUUCCGCGUCAUCGAACGAGGGAGGGAGCGGAUGGAAGAGGAUGUCGUCUCGGGGGUCCCGAGCAUCGCAAACGGAGUCGAUAAUCUUCGAGGAAGACGGGGAAUUCAGGCAAGAAAUCGAGAAGAUCGAGGCGAGGUACCGGGAAGAGAUGAAGGAGAUAGCGAGGAGAAGAGAGGAAGCGAUAAAGGAGACGAAGAAGAAAUUGAUUCAUAAGAAGAUGCAGCAAACAGGUUGUUGUUGAGUGUUAGCCAAAAAAAAAUCUCGAAAGAGUUCGAUUCUUUUUUUUUUCUUCAAGAAAAAGGCUCUUUGUUCCUUUCAAAAGUGUAGAAAGUUUUCUUUUUGGGAUGAAGGGCUUUUCUGCGUUGUGUGUU